AUGUCUGGAUUCUCCAUUCCUUUAGUUCUGCAAGGAGAAGCUUUGAACAGUUAUAUUUCUGAUGCUGAUGAAUUUAGGAACUUGCAACCGGAGAAGGACACCAUUAGAGAUUUCUCAACUGGCACAUCAUAUUCUGUCAAUGGAAAUCCAAUCCACGAUCAAUUUGUCGAGGGGAUUCCCCUUCCCGGUUCAUCCGUUACUAUCCUUCCAGCCGCGAGAUGUAAUACCAUGGAGAAUCCCGACAACUUUUCAACUUCUGGUCCUUUUGAGUAUCCCUUGGAAUGCCCGAGAAACAUUGUCCCAAGUGACUACACUAACAUGAUGAAUUCGUCAUGUGGACCCAUGAAUUAUGUAUGUAAUGAUUUACCUUUUGAUACGAGCAGUAGAUGGGACUUCAGCAAAUCCCUAACUUCUCCAGAACUUUUUGGGACGGUCAUACCCCGUCCAACAGGAAAUUCCACUUCGAAUGGGUGGAUAUUACCAGAACGUGGCAGCUUGACUAAUAAUAGCCCAGGCUCAUCCCUAUUUAGUAACGAGCUGUCCCUUAGUCUUGCUACAUCUCGACCUUCUGCUAUAAACAGGUCUUCUGUACAAGAACCAUGUUUGGAGAUGAGCUCAUCUGGUAUAACCAGCUAUUCUUUGCAUCAAAGGCACAUUGGUUCUGAACAAACAUCUUGCAACAGUAAUAACGUUUCAUUGAGCUUUAAUUCUACCAAGCCAGUCGAAAUUUCACAUUUGUUAUUGGGAUCAAGUUAUUUCCAUGUGAUGCAAGAAAUACUUGCUGAAACUGCUCGCUUUGCCCUCGAAAAUUUUGAUCAGACGAGCUAUUUGACUACUGGGAUUGAGGAUAGGAAAGAUUUUUCUUUUUCUUUAGCAGGAAGAGGCUAUUCCGCUUCAACUCCUGGUUAUCCUGAUGGGGACUGUCAAAUCAUGGAUCGAGGAAAUCACAUUUUGCAAGACCGAGAAGUUGAAAUAAAGAAAAAGCAUCUGCUGUCUUUGUUGCAAGUGGUUGAUGACCGCUUCAACCAAUGCUUAGACGAGAUCCAUACAGUUGUAUCUGCAUUUCAUACUGUAACUGAGUUGGAUCCUAAUAUACAUGCUCGAUUUGCUCUUCCAACAAUCUCUUUCAUGUACAAAAACCUUCGGGAGAGAAUUAGCUGCCACAUUCUUGCAAUGGGAGCAAAUUUUAGUGAGGGAAGGGAAAAAGAAGAGAAGUCAUUUGAGGCAUCCUUCAUUGAUGAACAGUGGGCUCUUCAGCAGCUAAGAAAGAGAGAUCACCCGUUAUGGAGGCCCCAAAGAGGGCUGCCCGAAAGAUCUGUCUCGGUCUUGAGGGCAUGGAUGUUUCAGAAUUUUCUUCACCCAUACCCCAAGGACGCAGAGAAGCAUUUGCUCGCUUUAAAAAGUGGAUUGACGAGAAGCCAGGUGUCCAACUGGUUUAUAAAUGCUCGUGUUCGUCUUUGGAAGCCAAUGAUAGAGGAAAUGUAUGCAGAGAUGAACAGGCGAAAAGGUCGCGGUAACAAUGAAGGAACUGACAACUAUAGAAAUCGUUUGGUCUUUGAGAAUACAAGGUUUACAAUGAAUUGA
Molecule: messenger RNA, 1584 nt
Organism: Fraxinus pennsylvanica
Lineage: Eukaryota; Viridiplantae; Streptophyta; Magnoliopsida; Lamiales; Oleaceae
Source: the annotation of a GenBank genome assembly